AUGCGACUUCUGGAACGGCUGUAUUUCCCAUUAAGGAAGCCUCAAUUGAUCCAGGUGCCGAUACGCCCCCUCGCCCGGCCAUACCUCUACCGUCCUGCCGCGGCUAUGGAUCUGUCUACGGAUGCCACUGAGCGUAAGGGCUCGGUGCAUCAUGACACCCAUGCUACCCCGCCACAAUUUAUUCAGAAAGAGCAUUGGCGAUAUCAAAGCAUGCGCAAGGCCGACCUUGAUACCGAUCCAAACAUAUUCGAUCUUAGUAAACGCGAUGAGUUCAGUGAAGAACGCAAAGAUAUCUGGCGCCCCGCAGGCAUCAUCCCAGCGGCUCAGAUUGACGCUGCUUGCCAGGCGUAUGCAAGGGGCAAACCACUCUCUGUACCUGCACAAGACGCACAGAUCUUCGAGCAUCGUGACUUCCCCGGCCUUCAAGUCAUCUCUGGGCUCCUCCCACCUGAGACGCAAGUUCUUUUCACGUCAUGUCUGAUGCACAGAGACCUAGCAGAUCCAGGCCAUAAGAUCAACCUCCAGGCGGACUAUGACAUACCAUACCCCCCGAAACCAACGUCAGAUGGACUGCGGUUUGAUAGUUCCUUCUUCCUUCGCCAACGGUCAGAUCCGGAUGACUGCCUGACCCCAAAGCUUCCGGACAAGUUGAAAUCUCUGAACAACGAGCAAUUCUUGUACACCAAGCUUCGUUGGCUGACCCUCGGCGAGCAAUACGAUUGGCCAACGCGUAGUUACGCAAAGCAUGCGACGCCAUUUCCAGAAGAUCUAUCAACGCUUGUGACGGGUCUUUUCCCACAUAUCCGGCCUGAAUCUGGCGUGGUUUUGAUGUACUCAGCCAAGGAUUUCAUGCCUGUGCAUCGCGACGUCAGCGAGCAGUGUCAACGUGCGCUAGCGAGCUUCAGCGUCGGAUGCGAUGGAAUCUUCAUCAUGGCUCGAGGGGAAGAUGACGGGGAAGGUGAGAAUGCUCCACGAAGCGUUGCGAUUCGAGUCCACAGUGGCGACGUUGUGCAUCUCACUGGCAACGCUCGUUGGGCUUGGCAUGCGAUGGCGCGUUCAAUACCAAGCACAUGCCCAGAUUACCUUGCAAACUGGCCAGCUGGCACACCUGGUUCUACGGCAGCUGAAGAGAAGACUUACAAGAAGUGGAAGGGCUAUAUGGGAACCAAGCGCAUUAACGUGAGUUGUCGGCAGGUCUGGGAUUAA
Alternaria conjuncta is the source of this 1206-nucleotide messenger RNA. RefSeq lists its product as uncharacterized. Lineage: Eukaryota; Fungi; Ascomycota; Dothideomycetes; Pleosporales; Pleosporaceae. The coding region runs from base 1 to 1206 and encodes 401 amino acids. Gene Ontology annotation, cellular component: nucleus; cytoplasm. The record is from RefSeq and is a predicted model, not a curated record. The transcript has 2 exons.